UUCGAAUUUUGUUUACAGAUUCUCCGCGACGUUUAGCCACGCAUUUUUCUAUUUCCACAGUUUAUUUUAACUUUUUUGUGAUAAAUUGCCUAGAUCUUCCUUAAAAUGGCCCGAAACGCCGAAAAAGCCAUGACCACACUGGCCCGAUGGCGAGCGGCAAAGGAAGCUGAAACCGGCAAGAAUGAACGCCGUCCGUAUUUGGCCUCGGAAUGCAAGGAUCUGCCCAAGUGCGAAAAAUGGCGCCUGGAGAUUAUCCGGGAGAUAUCGAAAAAGGUGGCGCAAAUACAAAAUGCCGGUCUGGGUGAGUUUCGAAUCCGGGAUCUGAACGACGAGAUCAACAAGCUGCUGCGGGAGAAGCGCCACUGGGAGAAUCAGAUCUCGGAUCUGGGAGGGCCACACUAUCGGCGGUAUGGUCCGAAGAUGUUCGAUGCCGAAGGCCGGGAAGUUCCGGGCAACCGCGGCUACAAGUACUUCGGGGCGGCCAAAGAUUUGCCGGGGGUUCGGGAGCUGUUCGAACAGGAACCUCCGCCGCCGCCGAAAAAGACCCGGGCGGAACUGAUGAAGGAUAUUGAUGCGGAUUACUACGGAUAUCGGGACGAUGACGACGGGAUUUUGCUUCCGCUGGAGGAGAAAGCGGAAAGGGUGGCCGUGCAGAAAGCGGUGGAGGAAUGGAAGGAAAAUAGGGCGAAGGGAGAGCAGAAGGAAGUGGAGCCGGAGGAGGACAUUUACGGGUCGGAUGCACGGAUAAGUGGCGACAUGGAGGAGAAACAGGGGCAGCAGCAGAAGGACGAUCCGAUGGGGUUGCUGGGACCGAGAUUUACGGCGCACGUUCCUGUGCCCAGUCAGAAGGAUAUCGAGGCGGCGCUGCUGAAGAAGCGGAAACUGGAACUGAUGAAAAAGUACGGAAUCGAGGAUGACGAGGAUAUGUAAGGGUGAGUGCUUGAUUUUAGGAUAGUUUUGUAUUAAAAUGCCAAGGUAAAGUAAGGAGA
This is a messenger RNA of Aedes albopictus (Asian tiger mosquito), 989 nucleotides long. Its product is annotated as pre-mRNA-splicing factor ISY1 homolog. Lineage: Eukaryota; Metazoa; Arthropoda; Insecta; Diptera; Culicidae. The coding region runs from base 106 to 930 and encodes 274 amino acids. The record is from RefSeq and is a predicted model, not a curated record. Gene Ontology annotation, cellular component: post-mRNA release spliceosomal complex; catalytic step 2 spliceosome; post-spliceosomal complex. Gene Ontology annotation, biological process: mRNA 3'-splice site recognition; generation of catalytic spliceosome for second transesterification step. The transcript is spliced from 4 exons.